GUAUUGUUUUAAAUGUUGAACCGUUUUUCGCGUUCAUUUAAAUUGUCUACAAGAUUUGGUGGAUGGGACAUUGUAGUAGACCUUGCAAAGGGUGUUCGAUAUCUGUGUGUUUGCAUAGCUUUACACGUAAUCUCGUUAGAUGGAAGUAUAUGGCGGUCACGUUUUCUCUACUCUUUAUAUUAUCGACUUCUGUCAUUUGCGUCGUCUUCUUCCAAGUUCCUGACCUCAGCAAUCCUUUCGUUGACUUUGUGACCAUUGGAACGGAUUGGUCUGCACGUACUCAACAGUUUCAGGCAUUACUAGCUGAAACAUCAAGUAAUCCUGAUUAUUUGGUACACAGUGAUCUAAUAUGGAUCAAACAAGACGAAUCGAAUUUUACCGAGAUCAUGGAUUAUACAAACGAGACCCACCACGACUUUGUUAACCGAUUUCGGCGCGUUGCUGAUACCAAUUAUUUUGAAAGGGAAUUUUGCCUUGAAGAUACCGGUAUUCAAAGGACUGAAUCAACCAACAGUUUGUGGAACGUUUACGCAAAGUAUAGUCGUAUCGUUUUUUCAAUGAAUUAUGAUCAAAUACUAAAAAUGCCUAAUAGAUCUGCAAUUAUAUACAAAUUAAGUAAUUCAAUGAACAAUACAAUUCUCAGUGAUGCAGUUCUCUUAUUUGCUGUACUGUCUGAUCUUUGUAAACUACAAAUGAGGCUUAGUCGUUUAUCUACUUAUCAACAGUUAUGUUAUAAGAAAAUAGGUGGUCACAAGAAUGAUAAACAUUUAUUUACUGCAGACAAUCAGGAUUGUUGUUCUAUUUGGUGUUUAUCAAACAUGAUUGCAUCAGUUUUUGGCAAGAAGUCUUGUGAAGCACUAACAGAUGCUGAUGCGCAAAAAGCUGCAGAAAUAAUUACUGUCUGCUAUCCAACUUUUGUUUCUGGCCACUUACGUCGUUCAUGUUGGGAUAACUAUGGUACUGAUCCUAAUCUCUUAUGUCCUAUGGUGAAACCAUCACAAUGUUUAUAUUCACCUAUACUACCAAUUAUUUUGGCUGCUCUCUUACCAGAUGAUGGUGAGACUGUUAAAACCUUAGAUAGAACUUUGAUGGUUUUGCCUAUACGUGCAACCGGUUCGCAUCUACUUUUUGAUGAAAUUGAAAAUGAAUGUAAAUCAGGUAGACUUACAACUGGCUUACAGAUUCCUUUUUAUCUUAAGAGUAUGUAUAUCCAAGAAUAUGAUGAAAUUGUUACCCACUUACUUUCUCGUGAUAUUUCAUGGUUGUUGAUUAGUUUAGUGUGUUUGGUCAUUCUGCUAACUCUAUGGACUAGAACUAUAUUCAUACCUAUUUUAACCGUAAUGGCUAUUAUCUGGUCUUUGUUAAUUGCAUAUUCUAUAUACACAGUAGUGUUAAAAAUUCCACAUUUUCCAAUUAUUAAUUUGUUGGCUAUUGUCUUGGUAACUGGACUUGGUGCAGAUGACCUAUUAGUAUUCUAUCAGGUUUGGAAGGAGAAGCGAAAUAUGCUGGUGAAAAUAAUGUUUUCACAAACCUGUGAUGAAGAAGAAUUCAAAUUUAUUUCUCAUCUUGAAAGGCAAGAAUUAAUGUUAAGUAUUCGAAAUGAACUAAAUCUUUCAUCUUCCUUGAACAAUAAUCAUUUUAUUCCAAACAGACACUGUUCUACUAAUGAAAUUCAUCUAGAUUAUGAUUAUUGCAUUCAAAAUUCUACACUCAAUAAUGAACAACUUGUUGAAUGCCUUCACUUCACUUUACUUCAUGCUAUUCCACCAAUGACAUUAACGACAAUUUCUACUCUAUCAGGUUUACUGGUGAAUUUGUUUUCUUCAAUUGUUGCUGUACAACGAUUCACUAUUUUUGCUAGUCUUGUUAUAACUUGUAAUUAUAUAUUUGUAUUUAUUGUGACUGUACCAACCAUAGUUAUAUUAGAAUUCUAUUGUAUAUCAAUUCAAUGUCUCAUUCCUCGUUAUUUUUAUAAAUGUUAUCAAGUUAUUUUCAAAAAAUGCUUACAGUUAACUUGUUCAUUCAAUAGACUGAUAAUUAAUUUACAUUUUGUCUUCCCGUUUGUGAUUAUUCUUACAUUAUCGUUUACAUCAUACCAACUAUUAUGGUUGCAUAGAUUCGAUAUACCUCAUGAUCAUCAGCAUAGUUCUGCAUUUUUACGCACAGAACAUCCAUUGGAAGUAUUUCUUUAUGAGGACGUGAAUACAUUUCAGACUGAACGAGAUUUACAUUAUUACCAAAAUUUGUUAAAAAUUAAUUUUAUUUGGGGUCCUAAACCAUAUGAUGAUCGUUCUAUGUUUAAGUAUAAUCAUGAUGUAUACAGUAAUUCAAAACUUUUGCUUCAUUCAUCUACAAAUUUCACUUCAAUUAAUUCACGUCUAUGGUUAUCAACAUUUUGCAAAGAAGUGAAACAUAUGCCAUUUUUAUUUCAAUCACUUUUUACAAAUUAUCGUCAAGAUACUUUAAGUUCCUUUGAGGUAUCUUAUUUAAAUCCAUCUGUAAAUAUGCCUGUUUGGUGUCCAUUUGGUCGUUAUAUCAAUUCUAUAGAUAAUUUUAUAUUUUCUCAGGAUUGCUUAUCUAGUGUAAGUUCUUGCUGUAUGAAUGGGAAACCUUUAUUAGUAUAUAAUUCCUCCACUUCCUCUUUUAUUCAUUGUUUAUAUGAGUAUGUUUCUCAUGAAGAACAACAGCACCAUCUAUCAGGUUUUCGUUUUAUGAAUAAAAAAGGGAUACAUUUCAAAGAGCCUAUCGGGUUUACUGUUCAUGCAUUAACUAAUAUAUCGUUGAUUUCCUCUUCACAUCAACACCUACAACAGACUAUACAUACAAUUUCCAUAUGGUUUCAAAGUUUACUUUUAAAUGCACCUGAAUCAUUACGUCAUGGUUUUAUAGCUGUACCUGAACUUGAAAAAUAUGAAAUUAUGCAUAAUGUUACACAAUAUGUAUAUCAAAGUAUAAUAAUUGCCGUUCUAAUAGCUAGUUUACUAAUCCUUAUCAUCAGUAAAAGUAUUAUACUUUCUUUAUUAUCACUUUUAUGUUUAACAUGUUGCCUUAUGUUAUCCAUUACUAUUUUGGUGUGUUUAGAUAAUUGGACAUUGGGUAUGAUUGAAGGUUUAAUUAUAAGCUUAGCUGCUGGCCUUGCUAUUGAUCCGUGUAUACAUUUAGCUUAUGCUGUAUUUGAUAAAGAGAAUAAUAAAAAAUCUAACAGGUGUCAACUUUUGAUUUGGUCUUGCAAUGAUUUAAUGCCGGUGCUCACCUCUUUAGGUCCAGCUAUUACUGGAUCCGCUUGGACUAGUGCAAUAAUUGGUCUUCCUAUAAUAUUUUCAAAUCUACUUUGUUAUCAUCAAAUUGGGGUAUUUCUUUCAACGCUUAUGUUUUGCUCAUGGUUCUUUUGCUACAUCGUUUUUUCUGGUCUUCUUGUUUUUGUUAAUAAUGUUAUUAAUUACUUUAAAUAUAAGCGUGUACUUGUAAUUUCCAUCUUAUUAUUUCUUUUGUAAAAAAAAAAUUUACAAUUGUAUUGACAAUCAGUUUUAAGUGAGGUGAGGUUCCACUUCUUUUCAGAAGACUUUGUGUUUCUGUAAAUAUUAUGUAUAUAUAUGCAUAUAUUAAUUCCUUUGAUUCGAAAUAGUUUAUUUUCAAGCUGCAUUCUGCUGUUUCAUGUAUACUGCUUGGAUCUGGUACGCGCCAGUUUUUAAAAAUGUAAAUUGCGUCUUAAGUCAGUUUUAAUCUAUAUCCUAGUUCCAAUUGGAUGAAAUGCAGUGAAAUGAUGUUGUUUGUUUAGAGUUUUUUUCUACACAUUGAAAUUGUAACUUAAUCUAUUGAACAUCUUGCAGCCUUCUGAAUGUCACCUUGCUAGUGACAAGAUAAUCCUCUUUAUUGCAAUGUGUUUCUUAAGAUUUGGAUGUUUUGUACUGAAAACGUAUAGCGAACCUCAGAACCGUAUUUGUCGUUCCAACAAAUCUGCAUUUUCUGUCUGGUGGCUUGUAGAGGCUUAUUAAUUGAUUUUAGGUUGGAAUUCAUCAUGGACUGACAUCAGUUGGAGGAACGUUGGAAACCUGGAAGCUCUGGACAGCUGUCUUGUCCUAGUAUGUGACUCUUAAGCAGUGUGCUUCCGUGACCCCGCCAGCCAGAGAUCGAACCCAGGGCCUUCAGGUCCCGUGAUCAGCACGUUACCAUUGAGCCACUGGGUCGGAAUCCGAUCAUCCACAUUUCCUACUUCUGUCAGUUCACGACAUACGUCGCGCUAGGAGUGCGGGAUUAUUGGUGCGCACUGCUGAGGAGUCCCAUACUAGGAUGAAAUAGCUGUCCAAUGCUCUUAGGUUUCUAAUGUUCCUCCAACUGAUGUCAAUCUACGAUGAAUUCCAAUCUAAAAUGUAAGUUUUUUUAAAAUUUCAUUUGUUUUUGUAUAUUGAACUUGUGAAUUUCCAUGUGUGAGAAAAAUUCAAAAUAUGUAAUCUAAAGUUG
This is a messenger RNA of Heterobilharzia americana, 4461 nucleotides long. The record is from the annotation of a GenBank genome assembly. Lineage: Eukaryota; Metazoa; Platyhelminthes; Trematoda; Strigeidida; Schistosomatidae.